Messenger RNA from Cynara cardunculus var. scolymus (artichoke), 2326 nucleotides. Its product is annotated as glycine-rich domain-containing protein 2. The transcript has 8 exons. The record is from RefSeq and is a predicted model, not a curated record. Lineage: Eukaryota; Viridiplantae; Streptophyta; Magnoliopsida; Asterales; Asteraceae. Bases 1 to 2208 code for a protein of 735 amino acids.
AUGUCUGUUUCAUCGCCGGCGACGAGAACCCUAAGUGAGGCGUCGGAGGAGGAGGUGAUGCGGCUGAGCUUAGAUCUGGUGGCGGCCGCCGGUCAAAACAUUGGGUUCUUGAGAGAUGUUGCAGAAUCGCAUUCGCUCCACCAUACACCCGUUCUUAAUGAAGCAGUUCGUAGGUAUGAUGAACUAUGGAUGCCGAUGAUUUCUGAUCUUACGGCGGAAUCCGGCAAACCGCCGAUGAUUCUUCCUCCUCUUGAUAUUGAGUGGGUUUGGUUCUGCCACACUCUAAAUCCGGUGGUUUAUAGGCAAUACUGUGAGUCAAGAUUCUUGAAACUCAUCGGAAAAUCCGCAAUUUUUAACCAAGAAAACAGAGAUUAUGCUCUGGAAAGGUGUAGAGAGAUUUGGGUUGCUAAAUAUCCAUCGGAACCGUUCGAAAAUGAGUCUGAUUCGGGUGAUCUUCGCAACGCCAAGAUUCUUCAGACUGAUCAUCUUUUGGGAGAAGUAUCAAAGCAAAGACAUCUCUUGACCAAGUUUUCCAAGCCUUAUAUGCUAGAACUUGUGUAUUUAAUCGCUGCCAAAAAGCGAUAUAAAGACUUCCUGUUUAUCUUGCAAAGACAUGCCGAUAGCUGCUCAGCUUUCGUACCCACUUCGGAUAUUCUCCUAAUGUGGAUUACUCAUAAGAGCUACCCGACAACGUAUAGGAUGGAUGUGAAUGAAAUGGAGGGGAGCAUGGAGAAGGUAAUUGAAUCAGAAGAAUCCGUAAAUGAGAAAGCUUUGGAGGCCAUGGAGCAGCUUUGGGAGAGAGCCUUUGAUCAGCCAUACGAAAAAUCGGGCUGCCCAGCAAUUGGCGGAGGCGAUGAUGGUCUAAAGCCGCCACCGAUUCACUGGGAGAUCACAGAGAUUGAUGCCAAUAUAAAGUACCGGACGUUGCUGCCAAGAUUCUUGCUUGAGGUUAACAUAUUGGUGAAACCAACCCCGAUGAUGAAAACCCUGCAAACGAACAAAUCGAAAGAGUUUCUGCGUUUCCAGUUGCUUAGAUGCCAUCGAGACUUUAAAAUAAACAGCCCCGUAUCGAGUAUUCCUUCGAAUUCUUGGCAAAAAACAGUGCAUCUUUAUUGCGAAUUUGGAACGAAAGGAAUCGUGGUUGAAUUACGACGAAAAGGAGGAGUUUGUAUCAAAGGAAGUAAACGGAUCGAAUACAAAACUUUUAUGUGGAAUGAGUUGCUUCGAGCACCAUCGAUCACUUUGGACGGAGUCAUUGGCGGAAGAGCGAGGAUACUAGCGUCGAUCACACCGCCUGCACAAGCACCGUACUUGUUGAAAUGUGUGCCGGACCGGGUGACAGAUGAUUCGGGAGCCAUGGUGUCGGAGGUGGUUCUGAAAAUGAACCAGUAUCGGCCUCAGGAAGGCCGGUGGUUGUCUCGUACAGUUCUUGAUCAUGCCGGAAGAGAGUGUUUCGUUAUUCGGAUGAGAGUGGGAGGAGGGUUUUGGAGAAGAGGCGCUAACAAACCUACGGCCGUAAAAUGGGAGGAUCGAUGUGUAGAGGUACGCGAAGGAUCCUGGUCUUACAUUGCUGGUUCCAUCGGGAAAGCCCCGGAGAAAGUGAUAGCAACCGCAACACCAAAGACACCGUCCCAAGGGUGGCAUGCUUCGUGGAGCUUUUCAACCGGACAUGAACUCUUUAUACGGUCGGGAUCAUCAACAACAACAGGAAUGAGUUUCGAUCUCAAAACCAGUACCUCCACUGAAUCACAGGUUAGGUUGGUCGGAGGGCGAAAAAUGCAGUACCAACAUGAAGAAAACGAUGAUGAACAAGGGUUCGUGACACUCAUACGCUUCACAGAGGAAAACCCGAGUGGCAGAGCUACGGGACUUUUGAACUGGAAGCUAUCGGCGGUGGAAUUCUUGCCGGAAGAAGAUGCAGCAUUCGUGCUGCUUCUUAGCACAUCGAUCCUCAGGAGCGUCACCGAAAUGAGACGGGAAGAUGUGGGAAGUUUGUUGAUUCGGAGGAGGUUGAAAGAAGCCAAACACGGAGCUCAGGACUGGGGUUCGGUCAUCGUGCUCGAUGGUUCGGUGAAUUCGGCUCACGUUCGGCCAUGGUAUCGGAAUGUUAAGGCCGUGAUGGCACGAGAAGGGGUGGAUUAUGUCACCAAGAACUAUUCGGCGGAGGAAUGUAGUGAUGAGUUAUAUAUGCAAGCGUUGUUUGGUUGAUUCAUUACAUUUUGUUACAUGGUUUCUUGUGUAUCAUUUUGUAAUAAUUACUUUAAAUUAUUCAUUUUGAUUCCGAAAGAAAUAUAUGUCAAAAUGCAGUUAAGUUUGUUUUAGAUCU